Limulus polyphemus (Atlantic horseshoe crab) is the source of this 2543-nucleotide messenger RNA. RefSeq names its product death-associated protein kinase dapk-1-like. Lineage: Eukaryota; Metazoa; Arthropoda; Merostomata; Xiphosura; Limulidae. The annotation marks the transcript as partial. The transcript is spliced from 7 exons. The record is from RefSeq and is a predicted model, not a curated record. Gene Ontology annotation, molecular function: TIR domain binding. Gene Ontology annotation, biological process: MyD88-dependent toll-like receptor signaling pathway; positive regulation of canonical NF-kappaB signal transduction.
GUGCCGGUGAUUUCAGUGUGUGGGAGUUUUCUGGCCACCAACCAUACUAUAUGUUGUAUGAUCACUUCAUUGGAAACACCAACUGUCUCCAUGCUAUUGUUUUCAGCAUGAGUGACCCAUAUAAACUACAGCUGCAACAGAUAACAUUUUGGCUUUCGUUUCUACAAGCUUGUAUUCCACCUGAAGAGCCGCUACAGUACUGCGGGAAGAGCAGUAGUCCAGCUAAGGUCGCUCUGAUUGCUACACAUGCUGAUGUGGCUGGCUGCUACCGACAUGCUACAACAGGAGAGUACGUCAGUGGCGAAAUUUCAGCGUUGUUACAAGAGGUCCAAAGAAAGUUCCAACACAUUUUUGACCUUCAUGAUACAGUUUUUAUCACAGAUGCUCACGUGGCUGGUUCUCCAGGAAUAAAGAAUUUAAAACAGUACUUGAACAUGGAAAGAACAAAGGUUAUUCAGGACGUUCCCAAGAGCACAGGAUUCUUAGAAGCUAUGGUCACUCAUCUGCAAUCUUGGAGAAAAUCAUCAUGUUCAAAUCCCGUGUUGCUAUGGCAACACUUUAUUGAUAUGGUUCACAUGCAAGUGAACCCCCUAGCAGGAAUAGAACACAUGAAGGAGCUUAUUCAACAGCUGCAGCUUAUGGGAGAGGUUUUGUUUCUUAAGUCAUCCCCUUACAAUGAAGAUAUGGUGGUGCUAAACCCAAGGUGUUUGUGUGUAGAUUUUAUCGGUCAUCUGUUGUCCCAAGAGCACCUAGAGCAAGCACGUGUUACAGGAUUAUACACCACUGAUGAUUUUCAACUUCUCUUUCCUGAAACGCACGCUUUAGAUUUACUGCAGGUAGCACAGGCCUUAAAUAUAUGCACUCGCUGUGACAGUGAUGACGACGUUGAGUACGAGUUCCCCUGCUUUAAUCUCAUAGAAACUCUAGAAGGAUUGUGGGAGAAAGGAGAUAAGCGCUAUGUUAAUGGGGCUUAUGCUGGCAUCAAGAUCCAAGCCCCAAGUGAAUUACCUUAUAUCUUAGCUUGCCUCUUCCCUCGUCUUCAGGUCCAGAUGAGAAGGUCAGCUAAUGAGCACCCUGAUCCAGAAAAUGACCUCUACCAAUGGCAUCAUGGCUUUAAAUUUUGUAGUGGGUGUCUAGAAGGGUUGGUGACUCUUGCUGACCAUAGAAAAACCAUUGAGAUCAAAGUUCGAGGACCAAAUUCACGAAGGACAGACUGUUUCUACUUUCUGGAAGACCUGGUGAGUGUGGUGGACCAGAUGAUGAUUGAUACCUGUCCUGGACUCCUCGUAAGUAAGCACCUUCUUAGCAGCUCAGAACUCCGGCUUCAUUCACUUCAGCCAGCUAGUUACCCCCCUGACAAGGUGAUUUUGGCUCUUUUAAAGAAUGGAACAUCAGCCGUUGUUUUAGGGCACAGCCACAAGGAGGAAGUAUUGGACUUGGUUUUUUUUGGUGCAUCUGAUUUAAUUGCUCAGUGUCUUACUCCAAGGUCUGAGUCUAACGCUGAUGUGGGUGUUAUUCUUGCCCCAGAUCUUCAUGUAUCUCACCUGUCACUGCUGUCCCGCCAGAAGUUGUGUUCUGUGCUUGAUCCCCCAGAAUCAAUGGGACGAGAUUGGUGUAUGCUCGGGGUCCUGCUCGGAAUGUCCGAAGAUCUCCCUGAUAUAGAUCCUGGCACUUGUCCAUCCUUCAGUCCGACUGCUCGUACCCUAGAAGAGUGGACCAAACAUCCUGACAGUACAAUUGGAAAUCUUCUCACAAAGCUGGAGGAACUUGGUCGGAAAGACGCCAUUCAGGUCAUCCUUCAGUCAGCUCCACUCUUGAAAGUAUUUCCUUCACCAGAUGAAUUCCAGGACAACCUGGAUGUGGCUGGAGCAGGUUCCCACUCGUCUAGUUCCAACGUUUCUUGAUAAGAUGAUAAAAGCAUCCAUUGCUUUCAAAGAAAUUAAAAUAUCAUUACUUGUUGUUUUCCAUUGCUAUCAGAGAAAAGAUCUUUCUUGUCAUUUUUUUUCUGUUAAAUUCCUUGGAGCAAAUAAAAAAUAAAUCAUUCAUCGAGUCUAAAAAUUCAUAUCUCGAUAUAUUGUCAUAUAAUGGCAAAUUCGUCAUAUAUUUACAUUUUGUGAGACUUUUUAUAUGUAUAAUAUUAACAAUUGAAAAUAGUUUAAACGGUUAAUAUUUAAUGUGUUGCUAUAAAAAUCUAAAUACUCACCUUACAGUUAACCUAUCCUUAUACGAAUUCAUAAAAGGAGAAUCCAGCUGAAUUUACUAGAACCUUUCUUAAUCUGCAUGAAUUUUUAAACGUAUUCCCAUUGUGAUAAAAACCACACUCAACUUAACUUUAGUGUGUAAUUAACUGUGUGGUUAUAAUCAUUAGAUAUGAUUCAAAGAGUUGCGCACUGAGAUGGAACUAACAAUAUGUCUUUUUAGCAUAUAUUUAAAUUUCAUUGUUUGACUUAGUACAACUUGGAAUGAAAAACUAUAAUUUUUUUCUAUCUUCAGCUGCUAGCAAUCAAGACUUACUUAUUUAAGUUAAAGUUUAAACAUUUCGA